AUGAGUUUACAUUGCAUCCGUCGUGCUCUUCCGGCAGGGAUACAAGCAAGCCCGCAUGCCCUUAUCCAUCAGUCCUCUCACCAUGGAUCGAUACCACACCUCACCAGAUCACUCACCUCACACAGACCCAUAGCGGCUUCUUUAGGUCGCAAAACAAGACAUCGACGCAUCCAGGAUGGGGACGGUGUCUGCGCCGCCUAUUGCGUGAGCGCGCCCGUAUCCCUAACUGCAGUGAGCAACCACUUCAAGUCGCGAAACUUUUCGAUCCACCUCGAAAAGGAAAACCUCCUCUUCAAGAGCACUGGCUUCAACCUCUAUUCCGGCGACGUCGCGCAUCUCCCCCUCCAGUCCGUGGGCACCAGCGCCUACCAUGGCCAUGCAUUCUUCUUCAGCUCGGGCGCAGCUGUGUUCUGGGGACUCCCCAUCAGUGUCAGGAGGCAGCUUCUCGACUCCCUGGCCAACUUUCAGGACCGAUCCACACCGCCUAUCCUCCACUCCUUACGCACCAAACACACGCUGCCGCUCGCAAUGGAACAGUUUGACCACGAAUUCAACUACAUCGUCGACGGGACGCGCAAAACGGCGACUUUCAAGAACGACGCCAUCCAACUGUCCAGUUUCUCCGAUGCCACGCAGCUGGUGGCCUUGUCGUACGGGCUGGCGCAAUCGGUCAAGCUGCUGCUAUUCGAGGAGGAGAUCGACAACCUGGUCAAGCGGACGCGCACGCUGCCGGACGAGCUGGCGCGGGACGGGAAGAUCCAGCUGUCGCAGCGGGACUUGAAACGGCUCAUCGGCGAGCUGCUGGCGGCGCGCUACUCGGUCAAUCUCGUGUCGGACAUCAUGGACACACCAGAAUUUUUCUGGAAGCACGCAGAGUUGGAGGGCUUGCAUGUCGAGUGUGCUAGGGAAGUGGAGCUCAGGCAGCGCGCGCGCAUUUUGAAUACGAGGACGCAGGUGAUUAAGGAUGCGCUGGAUAUUCUGAAUAAUGAGCUGUCGUCGUCGUCGUCGGACAGGGUGGAACGCGCCAUCUUGUUCCUGAUCGCCGUCGAGGUAGUGCUCGAACUGGGCAGGCUCGUACCGAGUGCGGUUCAAAUGUUUAGAUAG
Messenger RNA from Chondrus crispus (carragheen), 1104 nucleotides. RefSeq lists its product as hypothetical. The transcript has a single exon. The record is from RefSeq and is a predicted model, not a curated record. NCBI's taxonomy places the organism in Eukaryota, Rhodophyta, Florideophyceae, Gigartinales, Gigartinaceae. Bases 1 to 1104 code for a protein of 367 amino acids.